GGCGACGACACACACCGCCCCGCCGCAUCACACACACCGCACCGCACCGCACGGUACCGCGCGGCACCGCACAGCCGGCCCCCGUCCAUCGGCCCCGCGGCAGCAGCGGAGCGGCGACCCGCACACACCCCGCACACGCCCCGCACACACCCGGCUUCCAGGCGCGCGCAGCCCGCAGCCCGCUGUGACGGUGGACCUAACGUCGCCUUACUUUGUGGACAUGGGAGACAUGGGGGACCCGCCGAAAAAGAAGCGGCUGGUUUCUCUGUGCGUGGGCUGCGGGAACCAGAUCCACGACCAGUACAUCCUGCGCGUGUCCCCGGACCUGGAGUGGCACGCGGCCUGCCUCAAGUGCGCCGAGUGCAGCCAGUACCUGGACGAGUCCUGCACCUGCUUCGUCCGGGACGGGAAGACCUACUGCAAGCGGGACUACAUCAGGUUAUACGGGAUUAAAUGCGCCAAAUGCAACAUCGGCUUCAGCAAGAACGACUUCGUGAUGCGGGCCCGGUCGGUCUACCACAUCGAGUGCUUCCGCUGCGUGGCGUGCAGCCGGCAGCUCAUCCCGGGGGACGAGUUCGCCCUGCGCGAGGACGGCCUCUUCUGCCGGGCCGACCACGACGUGGUGGAGCGGGCCAGCCUGGGCCCCGGGGACCCGCUCAGCCCGCUGCACCCCGCGCGGCCGCUGCAGAUGGCAGCAGAACCGAUCUCGGCGCGGCAGCCGGCGCUGCGGCCGCACGUGCACAAGCAGCCGGAGAAGACGACGCGCGUGCGGACGGUGCUGAACGAGAAGCAGCUGCACACGCUGCGGACCUGCUACAACGACCCGCGGCCCGACGCGCUCAUGAAGGAGCAGCUGGGGAUGACCGGCCUCAGCCCGCGCGUCAUCCGGGUCUGGUUCCAGAACAAGCGCUGCAAGGACAAGAAGCGGAGCCUGCUCAUGAAGCAGCUGCAGCAGCAGCAGCCCAACGACAAGACGAACAUCCAGGGCAUGACGGGAACCCCGAUGGUGGCGGCCAGUCCGGAGCGGCACGACGGCGGCCUGCAGGCCAACCCGGUGGAGGUGCAGAGCUACCAGCCGCCCUGGAAGGUGCUCAGCGACUUCGCCCUGCAGAGCGACAUCGACCAGCCGGCCUUCCAGCAACUGGUCAGCUUCUCGGAGGGGGGUCCCGGCUCCAACUCGACGGGCAGCGAGGUGGCGUCCAUGUCGUCGCAGCUCCCGGACACGCCGAACAGCAUGGUGUCCAGCCCCAUCGAGGCCUGAGCGCCGGACUCCCCCCCCCACCGCGACCCCCGGCCCACCCCACCGCACCAAAACAACCCCUGGUUGUAAUUUUGACACUGUGAAGACAAUCAUGGGAUUUUCUUUAUAAAAAAAAAAACAAAAAAACAAAAAUGAAAUACCCCCCUCCCAUAAUAACAGGGUGGGGGACCGACCCCCUUCCCCCGGCCCCCCCAUGCCUGGUUCCUGGUUCCAGUUGCCAAAAAAGUGGAAAAGAAAGAAGAAGAGCUGAACCUGGCUCCCUGCAGACUUUCAGUGAAAAACAGACUUGAAGCUGAUUUUUUUCUUUUCUUUUUAAAGAAGAUCCAUCCAGGCAAAAAACGACGAGGAAGAGACGGCUUUCCUUCAUUUCUAAACACAUCUCGCCGCGACGCCCCCAGUACUCAAAAGCAUUUGCAACAAGGUAUACCUCUAUCUGACCACAAGCUCCGUGGGACGUUUGUGUGAGUUCGUGUCCGUCCGAGACUUUUUAUUUCCCAAAGAUGUGUAAAUUAAUAAUAAUGAUGAUAAUAAUAAUGAUAA
Messenger RNA from Salarias fasciatus (jewelled blenny), 1801 nucleotides. RefSeq names its product ISL LIM homeobox 1a (gene isl1a). Gene Ontology annotation, cellular component: nucleus. Gene Ontology annotation, biological process: positive regulation of transcription by RNA polymerase II; axonogenesis; neuron fate specification. Gene Ontology annotation, molecular function: cis-regulatory region sequence-specific DNA binding; DNA-binding transcription factor activity, RNA polymerase II-specific. The record is from RefSeq and is a predicted model, not a curated record. Lineage: Eukaryota; Metazoa; Chordata; Actinopteri; Blenniiformes; Blenniidae.